AUGAGGGAGCAGUCCAGGGAUGACCGUGACAACCAGACCACCUGGCUGAUCCUAGUGGGAUUCGGGGAGCUGCGACAUCUGGGCUUCCUACCCUUCACUCUCUUCUUGGUCAUCUAUGUGGUGACAGUCGGGGGCAACGCCCUCAUCGUGCUGGUGGUGGCCUCCAGUCGGACUCUCCACACACCCAUGUACUUUUUCCUCUGCCAUUUCUCCCUCCUGGAGAUUGGCUACACCUCCAACAUCGUGCCUCGGCUUCUGCAGAGCUUCUUGGAUGGCGAGGAAGCCAUCUCGCUGGCCAGCUGUCUGCUCCAGUUCUACAUGUUUGCCUCCCUGGCUGCGGCCGAGUGCCUCCUGCUCUCUGCUAUGUCCUACGACCGUUACUUGGCCAUCUGCCGCCCCCUUUACUACCCUGUCCUGAUGAACCCCUGGUUGUGUGGCUGCCUGGCCACUGGCGCCUGGCUCAGUGGCUUUACCUUCUCUGCUUUCACUCUGGCCUUAGCAGCCCCUCUGCCCCUCUGUCCUGGCAUCAGAGAGAUCAACCACUACUUCUGUGACUUUGCUCCAGUGGUGGGAUUGUUCUGCGGGGAUGUGGGGGUGAUGUGGGGCACUGGAGUCAGCAUCUCAGGCUUCCUGACCCUGGCUCCUUUCCUGUUCAUUGUGGCAUCCUAUGCCCUUAUCCUGCGGGCUGUGCUGCGAAUUCCCUCAGGCCGUGGGAGGCAGAAAGCUUUCUCUACCUGUUCCUCCCACCUCAGCGUAGUCGGGGUUUUUUAUGUCACCCUCAUUGUGGUCUAUGUGGCCCCAACAGAUCACAUGCCCCCCUUGCUCCGAAAGGCCUUCUCUGUCCUGUACACUGUGCUCACCCCUAUGGCCAACCCCAUCAUCUACAGCCUCAAGAACCAAGAGGUAAAGGGGGCCCUUCACAGACUCUGGAGACAGCUCGCGCCAGGCUGCAACUCGCUGGGAGCGCCAAGACGGCUACUGCCUUCUUCCUGA
This is a messenger RNA of Echinops telfairi (small Madagascar hedgehog), 993 nucleotides long. Its product is annotated as olfactory receptor 11A1-like. The record is from RefSeq and is a predicted model, not a curated record. Gene Ontology annotation, biological process: G protein-coupled receptor signaling pathway. Bases 1 to 993 code for a protein of 330 amino acids. Gene Ontology annotation, cellular component: membrane. Gene Ontology annotation, molecular function: olfactory receptor activity; G protein-coupled receptor activity. NCBI's taxonomy places the organism in Eukaryota, Metazoa, Chordata, Mammalia, Afrosoricida, Tenrecidae. The transcript has a single exon.